AGUCUACUGCAACUCCAGUACUCCUCCUGUUCAUUAUUUUAUUAUUUUUUGUUGGUAUUAAAUUUCAUCAGUAUUAAGAAGAGGACAAAAACCAAUAAGGCCCAAGGCAAACAUUUCUGUGAUGCACGAAAUAAGGGAAAUUGAGAGGGUCCCUUGAACAAGUAAGAGGAGUAGGUGGAAAAACCCAAAUCAAUGGAUUUGCAAAGUCUUUGCAGAGUAAUCUUUGUAUCAGCUUUGAUUUCACUUGUCUGUCAGCCAUGUUCUGUCUUAUCCGGUGAUAUAGUACAAGACGAUGAUUCAGCUCCAAAGAAGCCCGGUUGUGAGAACGACUUCGUUUUGGUUAAAGUUCAAACUUGGGUUAAUGGCGUAGAGGAUGCUGAGUUUGUUGGUGUAGGUGCCAGAUUUGGUGCUCCUAUAGUGUUGAAGGAGAAAAAUGCAAGCCAAAGUCGCCUCACUCUUUCUGACCCUCGUGAUUGUUGUAGCCCCCCAAAGAAUAAGCUUGCUAAUGAUGUCAUUAUGGUGGACCGAGGCCACUGCAAAUUCACAACCAAGGCAAAUAAUGCACAGGCAGCUCAUGCUUCAGCUGUCCUCAUUAUAAAUAACCAUAAAGAACUCUACAAGAUGGUAUGUGAGCCUAAUGAAACCAGUUUAGAUAUACACAUACCUGCUGUCUUGCUUCCACAAGAAGCUGGUGCAAGCUUGGAGAAAAUGCUGACAAGGAAUUCAUCAGUGUCCGUACAGCUUUACUCUCCAAAGCGACCUCUAGUUGACAUAGCCGAAGUGUUUCUAUGGCUGAUGGCUGUUGGUACCAUAUUAUGUGCUUCAUAUUGGUCUGCAUGGAGUGCAAGAGAAGCUGCUAUUGAACAGGACAAACUAUUAAAGGAUGCUUUGGAUGAAAUUCCAGAUACCAGACAUGUGGGUUCUGGUGGUAUUGUGGACAUCAACACCACAUCAGCUGUCUUAUUUGUUGUUGUUGCUUCUUGCUUCUUGGUUAUGCUUUACGAACUUAUGUCAUAUUGGUUUGUUGAGCUCUUGGUGGUUCUUUUCUGCAUAGGUGGUGUGGAGGGCCUUCAAACUUGCUUGGUUGCUUUAUUGUCAAGGUGGUUCAAGCGUGCUGGGGAAUCAUACAUUAAAGUGCCUUUCUACGGAGCUCUCUCAUACCUUACGUUGGCUGUUUCCCCUUUCUGCAUAGCAUUUGCUGUUGUUUGGGCUGUUUACCGCAAUGAUUCCUUUGCUUGGAUAGGUCAAGAUAUACUAGGAAUUGCACUGAUAAUCACAGUUCUGCAGAUUGUCCAUGUCCCUAAUCUCAAGGUCGGAACGGUUCUACUAAGUUGUGCCUUCUUAUAUGACAUCUUUUGGGUAUUUAUUUCAAAGAAGUUGUUCCAUGAAAGUGUGAUGAUUGUGGUAGCUCGUGGUGAUAAAAGUGGAGAGGAUGGCAUUCCAAUGCUACUGAAGAUCCCACGAAUGUUUGAUCCUUGGGGUGGUUGUAGCAUAAUAGGAUUUGGUGACAUCCUUAUACCUGGAUUGCUGAUAGCAUUUUCACUCAGGUAUGAUUGGCUGGCAAACAAGACUCUUCGAGCUGGAUACUUCUUAUGGGCAAUGAUUGCUUAUGGCUUAGGUCUUCUGAUUACAUACGUGGCACUAAAUUUGAUGGAUGGACAUGGUCAACCAGCACUCCUUUACAUUGUCCCUUUUACUCUUGGAACCUUUCUGACCCUAGGAAGAAAGAGAGGUGAUCUAAUUGUUCUCUGGAGAAGGGGAGUACCAGAAAGACCCUGCCCCCAUAUCAAACUCGAACACCAACAUAGUGAAGAGUUGAAUGACGAAAUGUAAGUCCCUUUUUUUUUUUGUAAUUAACUAAUUAUAUUGUAGAGUUUGUAGUGUGUGGUUGAUGCUGAUCACCCGAGACCUACUGUAGCUGUAGCAUAAAUCUUGAUGAGGGCAUGUUAUCAAUUAACAAUAGUGUCUCAUUCAAAAAAAAAAAAAAAGAGAGUAUGUAUUUGAUAAGUUUCAAAGAAUUGCUUCUGAAAUAAUUUACUUUUAGCUCUCUACUACCUGCUUCAUUUUGCUGUUAAGUAUUUCCAUAUGCAAUUUUUAGAUUGAGAAAAGUGGAAGAUGGAAGUGAAACAGUAGAAUCUACAAAAACCACCUGCUUCUUACCUUAAUCAUUUUUUUUUUUUAAAAGAAAGAAAUACUAUGAAGAUGGCUGAUUAUGGGCGAUUUUGCAUGAGAAAUAAACAAGAAAGUUACAUAUGCAUGAAGGGAAGGAAGCCAGUUCAUAAUAUAUUCCCAAAACACAGUCAUGUUACUUUAAUCUGGCAGGGUGUGGAAGGAUGACAACUUUUGUCACUAGUCAAAAUCUACCUAUAGGUUACUGCCACGUACUCAUUGGGACUCACUUGUGGACAAAAGAUAAUUGCCUACCGUCAAAGAAAAAGGGUUUCGCUGGGUGCUGUGAUUAGGUGUCUAAAGUCUAAUACUUCCGGAAAGCUCCUGAUUAAACUAGCCUUGAAGACCGAGGAGUUGAACACCUUUUUCUGUUUUUUUAGUAUUUUCCUGUAACUCAGUUGGCAAGGAGAAACCAA
Molecule: messenger RNA, 2585 nt
Organism: Durio zibethinus
Lineage: Eukaryota; Viridiplantae; Streptophyta; Magnoliopsida; Malvales; Malvaceae
Product: signal peptide peptidase-like 2
Biological process (GO): membrane protein proteolysis
Cellular component (GO): lumenal side of endoplasmic reticulum membrane; lysosomal membrane; cytoplasmic side of endoplasmic reticulum membrane
Molecular function (GO): aspartic endopeptidase activity, intramembrane cleaving
Source: RefSeq, a predicted model, not a curated record